This is a messenger RNA of Kockovaella imperatae, 1997 nucleotides long. Its product is annotated as putative dihydroxyacetone kinase 1. The transcript is spliced from 9 exons. Gene Ontology annotation, cellular component: cytosol. The record is from RefSeq and is a predicted model, not a curated record. Bases 207 to 1976 code for a protein of 589 amino acids. Gene Ontology annotation, biological process: glycerol catabolic process. Gene Ontology annotation, molecular function: glycerone kinase activity; ATP binding. Lineage: Eukaryota; Fungi; Basidiomycota; Tremellomycetes; Tremellales; Cuniculitremaceae.
CUGCCGUAUGACGACCACGGAUAGAUCGGGCCGAAAGGAGUUUUAUCGGGCCAUGCAAAGUUGCCUUCUCUCCGUCCCCACCCCUUACCCACCCUCCGAAAUGGCCAAGGCUUGAUGCGUUGGCCGGAGUUUGAGAUGUAUACAUGAGUUUACUUCGCCUGAUAGUUCCGCACUGCUGACGGUAACUCACUAUCGAUACUCCCAGCAUGACUUCUGGUGCCAAGCAUUUGGUCAAUGACCCGUCCAACCUUGUAAUCGAGUCUCUGCGGGGACUUGCUCGGCUGAAUCCGAAGAUCAGGCUUGAUGAAGCGCAAAGAGUGAUCUACCUUCCGGCCUCCGACCGAGUUUCAUUGCUCAGUGGAGGAGGAUCCGGACACGAACCUGCCCAUGCAGGCUUCGUUGGACCAGGUCUGCUCGACGCAGCAGUGUGCGGAAACAUCUUUGCUUCUCCCAAUGUGGCUCAAAUCAGACGCGGGAUCGACCUCGUCACCGGUGACAAGGGACUCUUGAUCGUAGUGAUGAACUAUACUGGUGAUGCUCUCCAUUUUGGACUAGCAGCGGAACAGUACAGAUCCAAAGGUGGAAAAGGGGAUGUCAGGGUCCUCAUGGUUGGAGAUGAUGUUGCCGUCGGAAGAGAACAAGGAAGCAUAGUUGGGCGAAGAGGGCUCGCGGGGACCAUCUUGGUCUACAAGAUCGCUAGUGCAGCUUCGGAUCGUGGAGAUGACUUGGAUCAAGUCGAGAACGUUGCCAAGUACGUACAUGCAAGGAUCGGAACACUUGGAAUUGGACUUGAACACUGCCACGUCCCGGGAACCAAAGGCGGCGAAUCACAUCUCGGAGCCUCGCAGUACGAGCUGGGUAUGGGGAUUCACAACGAACCUGGCACUUCGAAACACGACCUGUCGAGUGUUUCUGAACUUGUCGCCUCAAUGUUGUCCAAAAUCACCGAUACGACAGACAAGGACCGAUCGUUCGUACCAUUCAGGAACGACGGGACCGACGAGGUGGUGUUGUACAUCAACAACCUGGGUAGUAUCAGCGAGCUGGAACUGGGAGGCAUAGCCAAUGAAGCCAUUCAAUGGCUAUCCAAGAAAGGCAUCAAAGUUCGACGAGCUAUCUCAGGCACAUUCAUGACGUCUCUCAACAUGCCUGGAUUCUCUUUGACUCUGAUGCUCUUGCCCGGUCCCAAUGAGCCUUUCACCUCGGCUCAAAUCCUGGAGCUUUUGGACGCACCUGCAAGUGCCCCAGGAUGGAAGUGGACCGCCUCGGAGCCUGGUACCUUGGAGACCCAGGAUAAGCAGCCAGCGAGCACAACAGUUGCAGACAAUGCUAGCCUGGCUCCUGCGGAUUCUCAAAUCUUCCUGGACGCCAUCACUCGAGCCUGUCGUUCCGUCAUUGAAGCCGGGCCAGAACUAACAAAGCAAGAUCAAAUCGCCGGUGAUGGUGAUGCCGGUCUCACCCUCGAAGCGGGAGCCAAAGGGAUCCUUAAAGCGAUCGAAACGGGCAACAUUGACGGGAAGAACGUCAUCAGGGAUAUCGGUACCAUUGCAGAGGUUGUCGAAGAGGAUAUGGGCGGAACAAGUGGAGCCUUGUACUCCAUCUUCUUCUCUGGUCUAGGAAAAGGGCUCCGAGACGCUGCCAAAUCUGGAUCAAAGUCGACGACAUCUGAAAUUUGGUCUGAGGCUGCACAAGAAGCACUGAGCAUCCUAUACAAGUACACUCGAGCUAGACCCCCAUCUCGAACGCUCGUGGACCCCCUGCAGGCGUUCAUACAGGCAUUGCCUGAGUUGGGGCUCUCGAAAGCUGCAGACAAAGCCCACACCGCUGCGGACAAGACCAGGGAAUUGGUAGCGAAGGCUGGGAGAGGAGCCUAUGUCAAUCAAGAGGACUUGAAGAAACGUGACGUGCCUGAUCCCGGCGCGUGGGGUGUCUGGAGAAUCGUUGAUGGUCUGCGGGGAUACCAAGGGAAACCAUGACGCGUCUGUGAGAGAACAGAG